AUGUCAGGAGAUUUAGCUCUACAGACAAAAAACCGACACUUUUCCACUAAGAGGUACCUCCUCAUUACCUGUGUGGCCUUCCUUUUUCUCGGCAGUAUCGCAGCUGUGCUGAGUCUCUCAGUUAUCUUUGGAAUACCUGUGAAACCUACAAGCCCAUCAUACCGACGAUGUCAAACAGCUUCAAAGCAGCUUGGCUUUUUGUGUGAUGAUCUCACCACCUGCUUACCACCAUCCCUGCUUUGUAAUAGAAAGCUAGACUGCAAUCAUGGAGAAGAUGAAUCCACAGCAUAUUGUGGUCAAAUGCCCAGCAGUCUACCUCAAAACCUGCUAUUUAAGUGCCCUAACCAGAAGUCAUGGACUUACAUAGACAAAGUUUGCGACAUGAGAAAUGAUUGUGGAGAUUGUUCAGAUGAAUCAGGUUUGCAGUGCCCAAUCUGUUCAGGCUGGAGGUGCAAUACAGUUUUCUUUGCUGAUUGUGACUGCAUCCCCAAAGUGCGCUGCAAAGAUGGCAUACAAGACUGUGCUGACUGGAGUGAUGAAAAUACAUGUGUGUAAAAGAUUAAUCCCACCCAUCUCUGACUUCUAGAAAGCCAAAACUUUGUUUCCAAAUCAGCAAGACUUAAAAAAAAAAAGUUCUAUGUUUAAAAGAUUUCCUAAACAAAUGAAUACACAAAUACAUGAGUCUUGUUUUUAACUGCUGGAGUUCAUUUCUGGAGACUGAUCCAGACCAUAUAAUACAGUGUAACAUUUGAAAAAUGUUAAGAUUCCAUCACUAAUACUUAGUCAUUAAUAAGAAUUUUCUUCUACUAACACAAUUCAAGUAAAAGGAUCAUCCAAUUCCAUAUACUGUCUGGCUAAUUCAGUCCCAAAAAGAUAUAUAGUUAAACCCAAAGAAAUUCUUUUACUUGGAAGAGGCAUACCAAAUGUCUUAAUUUUAUAAUUCUUCCAAGACGAAAGGAACCUAAAGAAAUUUAGUCUAUUUCAGUAAUUGUAGACAUAGGAAUUCAAAUUCAAAUAAGGUAUAAUGUACUGAACACAAAAUAACCAGAAAUCGAUUCUAAGUAUCCACUAACUCCAAACUGUAUCUAUACCCAACUACUUGCCAUGUCUUAAAAUUCCUAUAACUACUCACUUCAUAAGGAUCUACUAAAGACAUGUAUUUUGAAUGAGUUGUGGCAAUCCAAUCUAUGAGAUGUAAUUUAGUUAUCCAGUCUUGAAAAAAGGAUAAAUAGGACAAUUAUUUAGAAAAGCUCCUAGAAUGCUUGAGAACUCUGGGAUAGCAUGAGGGUAUUGCUAUAUUUGGGUAGUCAUCUGUUGCUAAUUGUCCUGUAAUAGUUUGUUAUGAGAUAUAAUUGGCCAAGAAUUUUGUGCUUAUUUAUAAAUAGGGUUGGAAAGUAACAAGUGGUCAGAAACUUCAUUUAAAUUUUUUUAAAAAUUUAGACUACAAUUAAACUGGCAUUCCACAUGUGAGUAAACAACACAAAGCAAAAGACACAAGAUUCAUUCUGGGUUUAACAGAAUCUGACAUUUGGAUACCUACUAAUUUGGGAGCUAAAUUUGUUAGGAUAAUUACUGCUUUAAGGGUGAGAAUAGGUAGCAGUUUGCAGAAGGUUCUCAAAUAUUUGUUGACUGAAGGAGACAAAACUUGUAACAGAAAACUACUGGGAAACUACUUUUAGGGAAGUUAUUUUUUACCUUAUCCCUGGUAACAUCUUUAUAGACUUUUAGGAACAAACUCCUCCCCACACAACCCCACAGGUUGUAAUUUUCAAACUUCUAAUAAAGGAAUAAUUUUUUAAAACUCACACUUUUGUAGGAUACAAUAGUAGAGAGAACAGUUGUACUUUUAAAGCAUGUGAAAACAAAGGAGUGGGUCUCCUAGAUUCUAAAACAAUCUCUCCAUUUUCUAAACUUUUUAAUUCUGCUAGAACAUAAGCAUCCCUCCCUUAAAAAAAAAAAUAACACAUUAUUUCCCAAUAAGGAUAUAAACUUCUCACGAACUUAGUACUUUGUGCUUAAAAAGAUUCAAUGGAUGGAUUUGCUCACUGUGAAUAAUUUACCAAAAUUAAUAGUGUCACUUUCCUGAAAGAUCAUAUGUUUCUAUCCAUUAAAUACU
Antechinus flavipes (yellow-footed antechinus) is the source of this 2116-nucleotide messenger RNA. RefSeq names its product low-density lipoprotein receptor class A domain-containing protein 1-like. Gene Ontology annotation, molecular function: protein binding. Bases 1 to 555 code for a protein of 184 amino acids. The record is from RefSeq and is a predicted model, not a curated record. The transcript has 5 exons. Gene Ontology annotation, cellular component: plasma membrane. Lineage: Eukaryota; Metazoa; Chordata; Mammalia; Dasyuromorphia; Dasyuridae.